Molecule: messenger RNA, 810 nt
Organism: Chaetomium fimeti
Lineage: Eukaryota; Fungi; Ascomycota; Sordariomycetes; Sordariales; Chaetomiaceae
Exons: 2
Coding region: 1-810 (269 amino acids)
Biological process (GO): positive regulation of DNA-templated transcription
Cellular component (GO): nucleus
Molecular function (GO): transcription coactivator activity; chromatin DNA binding
Source: RefSeq, a predicted model, not a curated record
AUGGCCGACCAAUUCUUGGCCGAGCAGCACACAUGGACACUCUUUCGGAAUUCCCAAUCUGACGAAGAGGACAGCUGGGUCAUGCUGACCCGGGAUGGCAAAAUUGUGCCCAUCCCCGGCGAGAAGAUACUGCAUACCUCACGACCACGCGUCAGCCUCGAGGUAUCAACGCCCCGUGAGCUUCAAAUCGCCGACCCGUUCUCCCUCAAAUGCGACAACGGCAUUGCCUACAUCACGAAUGAGCGGGUGAUCUUCCUUCCGGCCAGACCGAGUGAGGAUUUCAAAUCCUUCUUUACGCCUGUGCUGAACUUCUCCGACACACAUGUUCAGUCAUCAUGGAUUGGCCCCUGGAGCUGGGGUGGUACCGUGAGGCCGGUUCCGGGCGGAGGCAUCCCCAUGCAUGUUCCCCGGGUGGAGGUCAAGUUUAUAUUCAGGGACGGCGGGCACAGCGAUUUCCAAACCAAGUUUGAGUGGCUGAAAGAGCGCCUGAAUCAUGCGCAGGAAUUGGGCUUAAUACCUGCGCAGAACCUCGAGCCUCCGCCGCCGUACGAGCCCAACACGGCGGAACCAUCCUCGUCUGGGGCUUCCGGCAACACCCAGGCCGGUGCGCAGCAGCAACAACAACCACCGCAGCAGGAGCAGCAGCAACGACGGCAACAGCAACAGCAGCAACAGCAGCAACAACAGCAACAACAACAACCGCCUCAGCCUGCUCCUGACGAGCCACCCCCGGACUACGUGGAGGCGCAGACCCAGGCCAUCAGCAUACAAUACGAGGAGCGUAUGCGGGAGGAAGCCGAGCGACAGUGA